AUUCGUGCCGGACGCUGCUGGCUUAUUACUACGUCACCAACCAGAGUCUGGGGGAGGCGGCCUUGUUGGCCCGGCUGUCCAGCAGAGGGGGGCUGAUGGGGGCCGGCCUGCAGCUCCGUGCCGCCUCCACUGCCAUCACGUUGAUCGAAAACUGUCCGGAGGAGAAUCUGCUCCACUACCGCUGGCCGGCGAGCCGACCGAUGGUCACUCGGCAGCUGCCCUGCUUCCCCAACAAGGACCAGAGCAGCUCCAGGACCUGUUUGAUCAGUCAUCAGAACUUCUCCUCCUUCUGGUCACCUGCAGACGUCGGUAACUGCACGGACAUCAACACCAUCCAGGUGUUGGCAGAAAAUGCGGCUGAGGUGGCGGAGCAGCUCGCCGACAUCACCAACAGCGAGCUGUCCAACAAAGAGGUGUCUGAGGUGGUGUCCAAGGUGAAUCAGCUGGUGAACGUGGCGAAGAUCAACCGCACGUUGGCGUCCACCGUCAUCAACAUCAUCUCCAACGUCAUGACCGCCUCGCAGAUGCUGCUCCCCGCUACUUCCAAAGAAGCUCUGGAGACCGUGGACGACUUGGUUCAGAAGAUUGAGUUUGAGGGUCCGUCCAUCAGCAUCACGUCCAGACACCUGGCGCUGGGCAUCUCCACCCUCAACACCACCCAGUUCACCGGGGCGUCCUUCAGCGCCUUCAACUCCACCCACCCACAGGUUGACUUUAACUCAGAGAGGGAGAACCCUCUGGGUCAGGUGACCCUCCCUGCCUCUCUGCUGUCGGGCGUCUCUCUGAGUGAAGCCGAUCGAUCGUCUCUGUCUCGGAUCAAAUUCAUGUUCUUCAGCAACACCAACCUCUUCCAGAGCAAGCAGGACGGGCACUUGCUCAACAGCUUCGUGGUGGCGAGCAGCGUCGGGAACUUCACCAUCAGAGACCUGAAGGACCCGGUGGAGAUCCACAUCGCUCACCUCUCGGAAAAGCCCAACAUGACUCCAGUCUGCAUGUUCUGGGACUUCAGCAUGAACCAGGGAGACGGAGGCUGGAAAACAGACGGUUGCAAAGUGUCCAAGUCCAGCGCCAACUCAACCAUCUGUCAGUGUAACCACCUCACUCACUUUGGCAUCCUCAUGGACAUCUCUGGAACGGCGGCCACCAUCGACCCUCAGAACAACAGGAUCCUGACCUUCAUCACCUACAUCGGCUGCGGCCUGUCGGCCAUCUUCUCUGCCGUCACGCUGCUCACCUACCUCGCCUUCGAGAAGCUGAGGCGCGACUACCCCUCGAAGAUCCUGAUGAACCUCAGCACGGCGCUGCUGUUCCUCAACAUGGUCUUCCUAUUGGACGGCUGGCUGGCCAAUCAGCAGCAGGACUGGCUGUGUGUGUCCGUGGCCGUCAUGCUGCACUACUUCCUGCUGGCCUCGUUCACCUGGAUGGGCCUGGAGUCGGUCCACAUGUACAUCGCUCUGGUCAAGGUCUUCAACACCUACAUCAGGAGAUACAUCCUCAAGUUCUGCAUCCUGGGAUGGGGUCUCCCGGCUGUGUUGGUGGGGAUUGUUGUCGCCGUCGAUAAGAACUCGUAUGGCCGACAGGAGUACGGCAAAGGAGAGCCGGGGAACGGAUCCACAAAUCUCUGCUGGAUCCAGAACUCAGCUGUCUUCUACUCCACCGUGGUGGUUUACUUCUGUCUGGUGUUUCUGCUCAACAUGGCCAUGUUCAUCGUGGUGAUGAUGCAGAUCUGCGGACGCAACGGCAAACGCAGCAACCGCACGCUGCGGGAGGAGGUGCUGAGGAACUUGCGUAGCGCCGUCAGCCUGACCUUCCUGCUGGGGAUGACUUGGGGCUUCGCUCUGUUCGCCUGGGGGCCCGUCAACCUGGCCUUCAUGUACCUGUUCUCCAUCUUCAACUCUCUGCAGGGUCUGUUCGUAUUUAUCUUCCACUGUGCGUUGAAAGAAAACGUCCAGAAGCAGUGGAGGAGGUACCUCUGCUGCGGCCGAUUCAGACUGUCUGACAACUCAGACUGGAGUAAGACGGCCACCAACAACACCAAGAAGGUGAGCUCCGACCACCUGGGGAUGUCUCUGUCCUCCAGCUCGUUCGGCUCUUGCUCGCCUAACUGGACGUCCAAAGCUACGCUCAACCCGUUCACCAAGCACCACAGCAACACAGAAAGCUCUUCCAACCAAUAGCGAGAGCAGAGGACCGACGGAGAUAAAUGUUACUCCAACCAGACCGGCCCCAAGUGCGUCUCCUCAUGCUCGUCCUCCUCCGAGGUGGAACCCAACUCCUCUUCCUCUUCCUCGUCGUCCUCCAUCCUCCCCGUCAGCCAGAUGAUCGACAAGGUGAAAGGUUACUGCUCCACACGCUCUGACAACUUCUACAAGAACAUCAUCAUGUCGGACAGCUUCGCCAACAGCACCAGGUUCUAGAGAUGUC
Molecule: messenger RNA, 2424 nt
Organism: Sander lucioperca (pikeperch)
Lineage: Eukaryota; Metazoa; Chordata; Actinopteri; Perciformes; Percidae
Product: adhesion G-protein coupled receptor G6
Exons: 19
Coding region: 96-2177 (693 amino acids)
Biological process (GO): cell surface receptor signaling pathway; myelination in peripheral nervous system; heart trabecula formation
Cellular component (GO): membrane
Molecular function (GO): G protein-coupled receptor activity; laminin binding
Source: RefSeq, a predicted model, not a curated record